Molecule: messenger RNA, 4852 nt
Organism: Gymnodraco acuticeps
Lineage: Eukaryota; Metazoa; Chordata; Actinopteri; Perciformes; Bathydraconidae
Gene: mapk3
Product: mitogen-activated protein kinase 3
Exons: 9
Coding region: 300-1475 (391 amino acids)
Biological process (GO): protein phosphorylation; intracellular signal transduction
Cellular component (GO): cytoplasm; nucleus
Molecular function (GO): MAP kinase activity; ATP binding
Source: RefSeq, a predicted model, not a curated record
UCAAGCUAAUAGACGCGACUCCGCCCACACAAGUCAACCUCGCAACCAUAUCUAACGCACCUGUAUUACCGUAGUUUGGCACGAGCAUUUUACGCACGGUGCUAAGACCAAAUCCGCGCUCGCGCACGAAAUCCAUUUACACUCCGGUAGUAGAGAGGGCCCUGAUCGAGUCGCUUUGCUCCGUCAAUCAAACAAUCCUCCCGUUUUAAAGGCCCCGGACAAACGUUAACACCGCGCAGAGCAGCAGCAGAGCCUCGGUGAAGCACAGUGACAGAGCCGGAUAGGUUUGGAGAGGAAGAAUGGCGGAUUCAGGCAGCACCGUAGCGGCCCCAGCGGCCGCAGGCUCCAACAGCGCUGUCGGGGCGGCUGGCUCGGUGGCGCAGGACGGAGGAGCGGCUCCAGUUGUGGGAAUCAAGGCCCCGUCCGAGUCCGUGAAGGGCCAGCUAUUCGAUGUGGGCCCCCGCUACACGAACCUGUCUUACAUCGGGGAGGGGGCUUACGGGAUGGUCUGCUCUGCUAUGGACAGCGUGACAAGCUCGCGCGUAGCCAUCAAGAAAAUCAGCCCGUUUGAGCACCAGACGUACUGCCAGCGCACACUGAGGGAAAUCAAGAUCCUGCUGCGUUUCCACCAUGAGAAUAUCAUCGGCAUCAACGACAUUCUCAGGGCACGGGUACUCGACAACAUGAGGGAUGUCUACAUCGUUCAGACUCUGAUGGAGACGGACCUGUACAAGCUGCUGAAGACUCAGAGGCUGAGCAACGACCACGUCUGCUAUUUCCUCUACCAGAUCCUGCGAGGCCUCAAGUACAUCCACUCUGCCAACGUGCUGCACCGUGACCUCAAGCCCUCCAACCUGCUCAUCAACACCACCUGCGACCUCAAGAUCUGUGACUUUGGCCUGGCGAGGAUAGCCGACCCGGAGCACGACCACACGGGUUUCCUGACCGAGUACGUGGCCACGCGUUGGUACAGGGCUCCAGAAAUCAUGCUCAAUUCAAAGGGCUACUCCAAGUCCAUUGACAUCUGGUCAGUGGGCUGCAUCCUGGCUGAGAUGUUGUCCAACAGGCCCAUCUUCCCCGGGAAACACUACCUGGACCAGCUCAACCAUAUACUGGGCGUCCUUGGAUCCCCCACUCAAGAUGAUCUGAACUGCAUCAUCAACAUGAAGGCCAGGAACUACCUGCAGUCCCUGCCUCCAAAACCCAGAAUCCCCUGGGAGACUCUCUACAAGGCCGACUCCAAAGCUCUGGACCUGCUGGGCCGCAUGCUGACCUUUAACCCCGUGAAGCGCAUCAGCGUGGAGGAGGCUCUGGCUCAUCCCUACUUGGAGCAGUACUACGACCCCACAGAUGAGCCGGUGGCGGAGGAGCCCUUCACCUUCUCCAUGGAGCUGGAUGAUCUGCCCAAGGAGAAGCUGAAGGAACUGAUCUACGAGGAAACCGCUCAAUUCCAGGCAACCUACCAGGGAACAUGAGACACAUGGCCCUAAAGAGUGACAAAGCCACGCAGAGGCUUGGAACAAGAAGACUCCAAACGACAUGCUAAAACAAAAAGAAAAAAUGCAUCUUCAAGAAACCAACAAAAAAAAAAGAGAAAACGAGAAAUGAACAUUUAACUGCUUAUCUUUCCAUUUCUACUGCAAGAGAGCUAAGUUUAACUUUUGAUUUCUGUGGUUGGGGGUGGUAGGGUCUGUGUACUCAUACUGUUUCAGUUUUGUCCAUGUUGGACUCUUCCUCCUCUCACCUCACAUUUAUUUUCCCGUUAAACGUCCCUCCUCAUCCCCUCCCAUCAUCAGUAACCCCCCCCCCCUCUCUCUCUUGCUCCCUGAUGCUGAUCUGUCGCUCCCUCAUAUAAACUACUGUAUUAACCGACUCCAUAACUCUCUUGUCUUGCUCCAUGUAAAUUACAAGCUGGAAAAAAUCGAGGGCUAAAGGAACGGGGAUGCUAAUCGGGUGUUUGUGUAUAUAUACAAAAAUAUAAAAAGCUUAUUUUCUUUUCUUUUUUUAAGUGUGCUUGUGGCAGUUUUUGUGUGUACAUCGUUGUUUUUGAGUGUUUUCGGAUCAGUCGUAUCUGUAUGUUUUGGGGUUUAUAUUUGCAAGUCUUUUUUUUCUUUAACACUUGAUUUUUGAGACAAACAUUCAAUGUUAUUUCUGGCAUGUUGACAGGUUUAUAUAGAUUUAUUUGUCGUCGCUUUUCUUUUCUUAAAAAAAAAACAACAACUGUAUGAUGUUCAUAUGAAUGCAUGCAUUCCUUAAAUCAACCAAAGUGGCAGAGAUAUGCAGGAAACUUGGCCGGGGAGCAACUAAGGGUUACCCAUCGUAGUUUUGAAUCAACACAUUUUCUGACAUAUUACUCGACUCUCCAUUCAGGAGACGCCACAUGAUUGGAACAAAUAGAAAUCAAACAGUAUAAAGUAUAAUCGCUUAUUCAUUCAGAUAACAGUAGUACCUACGCCCCAUUUUCCAGAAAGUCAUGGUACUCUUACCAAACCCUUUUGUUCCCCUAAUGAUCAUGAACUACCUGACUUAAGUGACUGUAAGUUUUAUAGUGGAAGACGUUCCUUCCAAAAUGGCAGAAAUACUGCCAGAACACUGAUGUCAGACACUGUUAUAGUACAUUUUCCCUUCAUUAAAUACAAUAACCAUCAAAUAUCUGAUCAGUAUUACAUAUUGCUAUUCAUUUUAGUUAAAAAUGAAUAGCAAAUGAAUGGUUAACUACUUAUUAUAACAUCAGUGAAGCCGUCUGAUCUCCUGUACAGUACUCUGGAAAAUGGGGCCUGGUUGACAGACAUCAGCCUUUCCAUCCCACUGUGCUGUAUGGAGUCCGUCCCGUCACAGUCUAACUGACAGCGAAGGCCCGAGUAUAAACAAACCCAUGUAAACGGUCGAGAGAAGUGCACUUUCCAACAAGCAUUUUCAGAUUAUGGCUCAUUGAUGUGAGUUGAAUGUAAAUGGCCUGAGUUUCUGGAGUCUGUCGCUGCAGUUAGUGCUCAUCGGAUGAGAACUUUUACAAGAACGAGACUCCUAAAAAAAACUGUACAUGUUGCUGACAAAUGCCGCGUUGAAGCCAUUAAGGAUGUAUGGUAAAGAUUCCCAUGUUUCCCACGGUUCCAAUGCGACCUGACAUCACUAACAAUAAUCAAACCCAGGAUUGUCAGAGCGUCUACAGCCAUCAUCCCUUCGUGGUUGUACGGUAUAAAAAACCCUCUCUGCCCAUUUUGUUUUACGCUCGCUCCCCUUUUCGCGUGUGUGUUUUCCUGCUUCCUGUUCUUCUUCAAUGUGGGUGAUUUAACGCUGCGUUGUUUCUCAGAUGGCUUCUUUGCUUGUGUAUUCUGUCUGUGUUUAUGGUUCCUGUCAGCGGCUGCUCCCUCCUCUCUUUGUUCUGGAUGUGACUGUACAUAAUGGCUGCUUGGUGGAGCCGUCACCAGCUCGGUCUGCACUAAUUUUCUGCCUGUUGCACUGGGACCAGUAGAGAAGCCCCCUCCCCCCCUCCUUUCCUCCCCUAAAAAAAAUGGACCAACACAUGCACUGGAUCCUCUUUUAUUCUUUCUUUCUCGGGGCAGGUCUGUGAUGCUCGCCGGCCUCGCUCUUUGCAGCUAAAAUCAUUGAUUUUUCCUUCUUGGGCUGUUUUUUUCUCAGAAGCCAUAGCCAGCACUUUGGGAUCGGUGUGAGGCUUCCGGGUGCAUGUGGUGAUUUGUAUCCUUUUUUUUCUGUUCAACCUUCUGACUCGCCACGCUUUACUCAAAGGGCUGCCUCCCCUCCUCCCUUGUCUGUCUGCUUCUCCACAGUGGCACUUGGUGGUUUAUCACUGACUUUGCUGCCACCAAGUCAUCGCCCCUGGAUCAUGCAGGAAACUCGCAUAACUCAAUCAGCACGCCUGCACUUUGUCUUUCCAGCCACGCUCGCUUUGUCCUCUCCGGAUGUUUUUUGUCUCCUUGUUCAGCUUUAAGUUUCACCUGCUGUGUGUGCGUGUGUGUUUGUGUGUGUUAAAGCUCAUGGAACGUCUGCAGUAAUUUAUGUCUGUGUACAGGUGUUUGUGUAUCUGCUCAUGAGUAACAUAAAGCCAAGACUCUUUCUAUCCUGUGUGUGUGUUUUGGAGCCUCUCCAUGCAGUUGCCUGCGCUUUUUACAUCUGAGAUUUGCUAUGCUUGUCAUAUGUAUAUUUGGUCACCAGUCAACCAGGCCCUGCUUUGCUUCUUUUUUCUUUUCUUUUUUUAAUCUCCAACUGACCUGCCACCAGACCAAACAUCUCACUGGGUAACCAUGGGAAGGAAAACAAAGAGGAUCACGUUUUUCCAAUCCUCCGGACACACACUCACACACACUUCCUCUCUCUUUCUGAGGAGUGCAUCUGUGUGUUUGUGAAAAGUUGCACUUAAACGCACCAUAUACAUUCACGCAGCAUCGGCGAGUCUGAAGGCCUGUCCGUCACGAGGCCUGUUUCCAGAUAUUGUUGUUUUUAAAUGGCUGUUCUUAUUAUUGCUAUUGUUAUAUUGGUGAGUUGUUGUAUUUUCUUUCUUUUAUUUUUAUACAUAAAAGGGAGUUAAAGUUGUUUUUGUUUUUUUAAUAAUUAGAAUGUUUUUCUUUGUAUUUUCUUUUUCUUUAAUUCUCUUAUGGGCGUGAUUAUUAUUGGCAGUGUUUUCAAUCUUUCUGAAACCUUUGUUUUCUUUGAUUUCCCCUCCAAGAUCUUAUAAGGAAUUAUUUUAAAAGAAGAUAUACGUAGAUUGUCGAAGAGAUAUGAGUUAUCGAGGGUUAUAGUCUGUAUAUUCUAUGGGUAUUAUGAAUUAAAGUUAAACGAUUAACAAAAACUGAAUUAUAUACAUAUAAUUAAAUAAAAUGUCCUGAUACUGUUA